This is a messenger RNA of Octodon degus (degu), 1155 nucleotides long. RefSeq names its product geminin coiled-coil domain containing (gene Gmnc). The transcript is spliced from 5 exons. Gene Ontology annotation, biological process: negative regulation of cell cycle; negative regulation of DNA replication. Gene Ontology annotation, cellular component: nucleus. The coding region runs from base 66 to 1070 and encodes 334 amino acids. NCBI's taxonomy places the organism in Eukaryota, Metazoa, Chordata, Mammalia, Rodentia, Octodontidae. The record is from RefSeq and is a predicted model, not a curated record.
CAAACCGCCUUUAGGAAAAAGUGAACUCUGGGCAUCGUUUCUGCGUUACUGUCUGCCAGUGCAAGAUGAACACCAUUCUGCCUUGUCAAGACCAGUAUUUUUCAGGAGGCCAGAACUAUAACUGCCCGUAUUCCACUGCAACAUCAGAAUCUAGUGUUGAUGUUUCCACGGAGACUUGGGUCUCUUUCUGGGCUGCUGGUCUCCUGGACAACAGGGAGCCCCAACAAGCACCACAGGCACAGGAGCCGUCGUGUGACCUGAAUUUCCCUGCUCUGGACUCCUGCUCCUGGGAGGGAGCGCAGCUUUCCUCACAGCUCUACCGAAACAAGCAGCUUCAAGAUACUCUGAUACAGAAGGAAGAAGAACUUGCUAGGCUACACGAAGAGAAUAAUCACCUCAGACAAUAUCUGAACUCUACUUUGGUUAAAUGUCUUGAAGAAAAGGCCAAGAAAUUGCUUUCUUCAGACGAGUUCUCCAAAGUAUGUCGGAAAUUCAGAAAGGGGAAGAGGAAACCUAAAGAGCAAAGAUACUCUCCUCCUGAGACUCCCCACCCCAAAAAUGCCAAGAGGAACCUUAUCAGUGAGUUUGCAAACUGUGCAGAACAAUCUGGCCCCCCUGUGGAUCCCUGGGUCCUGCAGACGCUUGGGUUGAAAGACUUCAACACCAUUGACGAUGCUAGAUCAGCUAACUACAGUGCCCUCUCCACUCACCCCCAAGGAGUCACCAGUACAUUUUCCCACCUUCUUGGGGAAGCAGUUGAUUAUGACAAUGUCCCCAGGGAGGAUGUACCCAGUCACCAUCAAGGUGAAAGACCAGCCCUAGUACACAGCACUGCCAACCCCAGGGAAGAGCUUCACUACCUUCCACCACUUUCAAAUCCCCCAGGGAUGGUCCACAUGCUCCCUUAUCAGGAUGCGGAUGUGUCACCCAACAAGACAGAGAUGGCCUUUUCCACAUCCCUCAGCCCACACUGCAAUGUGAAGACUCAUUCUUUCCACCAGGGACAAGCUUUUGUGCGCAGAGACAAAGAGGGAGGCUGGAAGUUUACCUGGGUCCCUAAGCAGUCUUAGUCUCCCACAUGGAUCACAGAGCAUGGCCUGGGACUGUUUACAAAGGCCUCCCCUGCACUUGGCUGUGACUACAUGGAGCCCUGAA